ACCGAAUGUUGUCGCAAUCAUCACAUAUCAUAAAUUUCGAAUAGUCCAAGGACGGAACUAUGGACUAUUUUUUUUUUUAUCAAACUUGCAGAGAGGGAAAUAUAUUUAUUUGUGACGUGUAAUCCGUUUUUUGUCCUUUUGCUAAGCUGCUCCGAUAAAAACAUUUGUCUAGUAUCCGCGAAACUGAAACUGUGGCAGAAACGAUGGUGAAAACCGUCUAAAAUCUGUUAAUAAAGAUUGAGACGGUAAGAAGUAAAUUUUUUUCCCGACAACCCAUUUACUUGUUUCAUUUAGUUCGCAAAGUGACCGAAGUUGGCCUCGGAAUGUUAGGAGAGUGGCGCUUCUAGGUCUUCAUUAAUCUAUGGUCAAAGCUGCCAAACGCACGUGUGCGGCGUGGAUAUUUUGAAGUUCCAGGAUGAUCGAUUCUUGCGUGCAAUUAUUUUGCACAAUGAGUGAAAAUAAGAAUUGAAACAAGAACGUGUCGACCAAAAAUCCGCUACGGGUGGUAAAUUUCACUAUGACGACUAACGGCUGUGACUGGAAAUUCAGAAAUCGUGUCAGCAAAUUGCUGACCGAUAAAAUCAGUUCGAUUGAAAAUUCGAAGGGUCGUUCCGACAAACAAAAGCAAAUGACUGAUCGUUUUACAAAGAAACCCGUCGUUAUUUUACAACCACCACAAACAAUUACCGUCGUAGACGAUGAGUCCUCAACUGAAGUUUCGACCAAAGACGUAGACGAAGUACUUAACAAAAAGUCAAGAUCAGAUAAACGUAAAAAACGUCCUAGUCAAGACAGCUGCGAAGCAAUGAAGAAACAAAAAGUACAGAAAGAAAAACAAAAAGUUAAGAAAGGAAAAACUCCUCAAUUAGAUCGUAUUUUAAAAAAAGAAAAGGCACGUUCUAAAUGUUUAAGACGGAAUACGUCGAAAUCUGAGAAAUUGCGAAAGUUUUCGACUGACAAUUUGCAUCCUACAGAGAAUACUGAUCACGAUAAUACUCAUACCGACGAUAAUUUGACGGAAAAUAAUCACGUCUUAAAUGAUUCAACAACGAUUUCCGAAAGAAAAAAGAGAUUUGAAGAUCCAACGGUAAUAAGUGGAGUUCCAUUAAACGUAUCAAACUUGUCAAUAUUUAACUCGUCAGUUACAUACACGAGUGCACAUUUCACGGCGACAAAUUCGCGGGAUGAUUUUGCUCAUCGCUUUUUCUCUGACGCGGAAGAUUCGAAUUCGAGCGGUAAUUUAAUAGAUCCCUAUUGCAAAGCCACGAUCAUGGAAAAUGCCACAAUGGAUACUGAAUCCAUUGAUGGAUGUGGUAACGAAGGCAUCGACGAUGUUGCGAAUCUGUUUGUAGAUACAUCCGCAGAUAUCGAGGAGUAUGAUUCGGACGUAUCGUUUGUUUCGAGUGGCGACAAAUCACAUCCAGAUUCUUGUUCGACUCCGACCAACUACGAUUUCGGGGUGGAACUUCCGUUUCAGGAUUCGGAAAUAACGUCGGAAAUCCAGUCAAAACUAAAGCCCAAAUUUUACAGUCUUCAAAGUAAGGUGAUAGCCACGAUGAGUCCGUCGUGUAAAUUUUACUUCAACGGAAAAUUGCGCGUCAAAGUCUUGAUCGGUAAGGUAGAAAUAUACGGGUUCGUUUUUAGUAAAAGCGAAACUGUCGUACCGGCCGAGAUAUAUUCGCCAAGAGGGGUGAGUUUGGCGAGCAUAGAAACCGUCUGCGACGAGAUUAACGAUAAUACGAGCUUAGAAAGCGUUUGCAAUUUGCUGAGAACUGAGGGAAUGAACAUCGACGCAGCGGAAAAUCUCGCGCGGAAACUGAACGGACAAACGGUCGUAGUUUUAGAAAAUUUGGAAAACACGUUGACGAAAUUUUUGGACAUUUAUUACCAGUUCAAACUCUUUCCAAAGAUCGAAGAUACGACGAAUUACCACAACUCACAUCCAAAGAAGGCGGAAAAAUUGUUGCAGACGAUGUUUCAGUACGACGAUCUCGGAAAGCAGUUACAGAAAGAUAGUUAUCGCGAUUCGAAUGUACUGAAACGACUUGUGGACCAGAAUCCGAAUGAUUAUCAACGGAUAUUGAUUGCCGGUGGCAAGAACGUCGGAAAGUCGACGACUCUGCGAUAUUUCGUAAACGGUUUGUUGCCCACUCGCAAGGAAGUCGUCGUCGUAGAUUUCGAUCCCGGUCAGCCUGAAUUCACGCCGCCCGGAUGCAUUUCUUUGAACUUGAUCGACCGGCCUUUGACCGGGCCGAAUUACACGCACAUGAAAUCCCCGUUUUACCAGCUUUAUAUCGGCGAAAUCGACGUCACCCGAUGCAUUCCACGUUACGUAAAUGCGGCGAAAAAAUUGGUGGAAUACCUAAACGAAUCGACGAGACUACGGAACAGUACAGUCGUCAUUAACACGAUGGGAUUUUGCACCGGUAUCGGAUGGGACAUCAUCGUCUACAUUAUCAAACUAAUUCACCCAUCAACAGUCGUGCAAAUAGGUAGCCAUAGACCGAAAAACAACUUCCUUCACUCGUUGAGCAGUGAAGUGAUCAACGGGCAGAUCCCGACUCUUUCACCGGAUCGUUUAGCCGGUAGUUCGGACGAUUAUCAGCUCUGGGAUAAGUUCUGCGAUCACGAAUUAGACGUGGUGCCAACGCUCGCUGAAUCGAAAGGAAAAUCCGGAGAUUUGUGGGAAAUCGGACCACGCGAGCAGCGUGAUCUGACGCUUCUAUCGUACCUCAGUAAAAUCGUGAAGUACGACGCGAGCGGCGAAAAGUUUUUAUUCUCUCAGUCGUUGCGAAUCAACGAGACAAUUCCCUACUCGAUACCGUUGUCGAGUUUGACGAUAUCGCUGAUGCGGCCUUUGGUACCAGCUUCUCAUAUUUUGGCAACAAUGAACGGGAACAUCGUUGCCUUGUGCGGGAUCGACGAGACCCAAGAGAAUUCAGAGGAAUCUUAUGUUGCGGAUGAAGUUCAUACCAAAACUUUGCUGAGAGCGCCGUUAUCGACGUGUUACGGAUUCGGAAUCGUGCGUGGCGUCGAUGUGAAAACUGGAAAGGCAUAUGUCAACACUCCACUCUCUGUCAGCGAGUUACAAUCCGUAAAUGCCUUCGUCGGUUCCAUUCCGUUACCUCCAGCAUUGAUUGGUGGUCUAGAUCAUCGUAAUGCGCCUUACGUAGGCGAGGAAGUCAAUUUACCAACGAGCAGAGAGACUAAUCGUAGAUUUUUCCGAAUGAGGCGUAACUUUAUAAAUAGAUACUGAAUCGAGGGAAAAAAAAAACAAAG
Diprion similis is the source of this 3279-nucleotide messenger RNA. Its product is annotated as polynucleotide 5'-hydroxyl-kinase NOL9. The transcript is spliced from 6 exons. The record is from RefSeq and is a predicted model, not a curated record. NCBI's taxonomy places the organism in Eukaryota, Metazoa, Arthropoda, Insecta, Hymenoptera, Diprionidae. The coding region runs from base 518 to 3256 and encodes 912 amino acids. Gene Ontology annotation, biological process: cleavage in ITS2 between 5.8S rRNA and LSU-rRNA of tricistronic rRNA transcript (SSU-rRNA, 5.8S rRNA, LSU-rRNA). Gene Ontology annotation, cellular component: nucleus. Gene Ontology annotation, molecular function: polynucleotide 5'-hydroxyl-kinase activity.